Messenger RNA from Arachis ipaensis, 1272 nucleotides. RefSeq lists its product as uncharacterized. The record is from RefSeq and is a predicted model, not a curated record. Lineage: Eukaryota; Viridiplantae; Streptophyta; Magnoliopsida; Fabales; Fabaceae.
AUGGAACGUGCGUUGCAAGCACAGCACGUUUCGAAUAAUCAGUAUGUAGAAUUUGCGGCUUAUCAGCUUGCAGAGAGGCCCAGCACUGGUGGCAAGCUGAGUGCCGCUUGCUACAGCUUCAGAACGCUGAUGUUCCUUGACUACACAAGCAAGUUUGAGGAGCUUUGUAGGUUUUCCAGGGUGUGUCAGGGUGCCCCGGAGACCUAUGAAAGCUGGAAAUGUAUCAAGUAUCAGAGGGGGUUGAAGGACAACAUUAUGACUGCGAGGGUGGUUGAAGAGUAUGCAAAGACAGUAGCUGCGUCCAAGGACACUCAUGGAGGGAAUACUAUUAAAGGGCGUGGCAAGUAUUUUCAUCCGAGAGAUCAGAGUUUCAAGAGAGGAGGAUAUCCACCUCAAGCACAAGGAGGAUUUAGAAAGAAGACUCAGAAUCAGUUUCAGUAUGCUAAAGGAAGAGGAAACCAGAGUAAGAUUUCUCUGGAAUUAACUUGUGUGCGUUGUGGACGUUAUCAUCCAUAUGACUCUUGCAAGAUUGGUUUAGGUGGGUGCUUCAACUGUGGGUUGCCUGGCCACAUUACGAGGGAUCGCACUCAUGGGAGGAACCUGAAUGCGGGCCAGAGUCAGCAUCAAGGUCGAGUUUUUGCCGUGAACGCCAAGGAUGCUUCUAAAGCAGAUCCGUUGAUGAGAGGUAUAUGUCUAAUUGGUGAUAAAAUCUUAGUUGCAUUGUAUGAUACUGGGACUUCGCAUUCGUUUAUUUCGUUUGCUAAAGUUGAUGAACUAGGCUUGAAAGUGUCAGAGUUAGCAUUUUAUCUGCAUGUACAUACUCCGCAUCAGACGGUUAUGACUAGGUCAGGGUGGAGACAAAUAUGUUUCAAGCUUGAGGGUAGAGACUUCGUGCAUGAUUUUUUCUAUUUACCAAUGGUUGGAUUGGAGAUGAUAUUGGGAUUUGAUUGGUUAUCAAAGAAUCGAGUUUUGUUGGAUUGCUUUGAACGGUCAAUUCAGUUUAUGUCGGAAGGAGAAAAGGGAGCGGUGAUAGCUGAGGGCUACUACCUGAACUCUGUGAUGGUGCACUGUAGUGGGGAAGAGUGUCAGGGUUAUAUCUUGUUAACUGUUAAUGCGUUGGGUGAUGCCCAGAACUUGGAUCAAAUUUCGGUAGUUAGAGACUUUUCGGAGGUAUUCCCGGAAGAUAUCCCUGAGUUCCCACCUCAAAGGGAGAUUGAAUUUGUGAUUGAAUUGGUGCCGGUAGCCGGACCAGUGUCGAUUGCACCGUAUUGA